AUGACCUCCGCCGCCGCCGCCAACACGCGUAAGCGUAAGAACCUCACCCCAGCCGAGCGUGCCGAAGUUGUCGCGUUCUUCCUGCGCGUUAGCAAGGAGCUGCAGCCUCCGAUCGCGGUCCAGAACAUCAAGGCAGGACAUCCUAUCAACUACGACAGCGGAAAAAAGGGUAGAAGCGGUCGUAAGACUCGCAUGACAGAGGAAUUCCGCCACGACCUCAACCAUGCCAUCGAACUUAUCCUCCUCGGAGCCAGAACCGAUAUUCGUACUUUGGCGAAUACUCUCGGUAUUCCGAAAUUUACCAGACUACAAUGCUAA
Molecule: messenger RNA, 318 nt
Organism: Phytophthora nicotianae INRA-310
Lineage: Eukaryota; Oomycota; Peronosporomycetes; Peronosporales; Peronosporaceae
Exons: 2
Coding region: 1-318 (105 amino acids)
Source: RefSeq, a predicted model, not a curated record